Molecule: messenger RNA, 1305 nt
Organism: Penicillium argentinense
Lineage: Eukaryota; Fungi; Ascomycota; Eurotiomycetes; Eurotiales; Aspergillaceae
Exons: 3
Coding region: 1-1305 (434 amino acids)
Source: RefSeq, a predicted model, not a curated record
AUGUACGGCACGAAAGUCAGUGACAGCGAUGACUCGAAACGAGAUGUCUCUUCUCUGUUCGGCCGUGACGAUGAUAGUGGUUCUUGUCCUAUCUACCCAUCCCCAGAUAGUGGAAAGUGCUACGAUACAGAUUCGUUCCUUUUCGACCGCGCUUCUGACCCACAAGAGCCUAAAAAGAUGAGUCUCAGCUUCUAUGAUAACAACAAGAAAUUUAUAUAUUUGAGGUAUCCCCGGUGUAACGCAAAGAACGACGGGCCGACGGGUGUGGCGAAGUGGUAUCUUCCCGAGUUUAUGCUAUCCAGCUCACAAGAUAUCAACGACAACAGAAGGUGCUCGGCAAAGACAACAAAGGAGAACUCCGUCAAGGGAGCGAACAAUGCAUACCUCAUUGACGGCAAUAGCAAAUUGCCCGCGAAGGACUUCCGCACGGAGCACGUCUUCGAGGUACAUCUGGUCAAGCAUUUCCUUGAGUGGGUGUGCGGAGGAAAGGAAUCCAAAUAUGGAGGUCUUGGCGAGGUUCCUUUCCCUAAGAAAUGGACACGUCCUGACUCGACUUGGUGCUCGGAGGUGUUUGGAGGUUCUAGUGGCGGAAUGACUUGGUCGAGAAAUAAUGGGCCCAAAAUGAACUGGGUCCAACAUACCGCUGAAUUCCUCGGAAAUGGCCAAUCGCUUGACCUGCUCGUCAUGUAUCACGAAAAGCCCAACGGAGUCAAAGAGGUUAUUACCGAAGGAAGGAAGUCUAGCCUCCCUAAGGACGACCCCAGCAACGGUUACAUCGUUGAGCCAAAAGAGAUAGCGGACAAGGUCAUGAUGACUGCUACUGUUUGGAACUAUCUGCAGGAAUUUAGCGACAAGUGGACCAAGCCCAGUCAGAACAUCGAAUUGAUCUCGGACGAAUUCGACCAUGAAUAUACCCGCCAAUAUUCCCAGAACAAGCCAAACGGACAGGCCCUCAAGCCAGACGAUACCCCCCGGGGCCUCAAACACUGGGGUCUGCGUACCCUAUGGGCCUACUGGAUUGACAACCAUCUGGCCAAGAUUGAGCAGAUUCAGGCGGAUUGGCACAAGACCGCUAAGGACCAGAUCAGUUCCAUAAAAGAUAAGACGGACCCGAAAAAGACAGACGCUGUCGCGAAGAAGUUCGCAGACAUCACCAUGACUACUGGAGACGCAGCAGUGGGAAAAUUCAAGUUCCCAACGUCCAAUGCGGGUAAACCGCUUCCUGGUACUGCGACAAGUGCAUCAAAUGACGAAAGCAAGUACGGAAUGUGGGGAGGCAACCAGCUAGGAAAGCUGGGCCUGUAG